Molecule: messenger RNA, 1392 nt
Organism: Arachis ipaensis
Lineage: Eukaryota; Viridiplantae; Streptophyta; Magnoliopsida; Fabales; Fabaceae
Product: transcription factor bHLH118-like
Biological process (GO): regulation of transcription by RNA polymerase II
Cellular component (GO): RNA polymerase II transcription regulator complex
Molecular function (GO): DNA-binding transcription factor activity, RNA polymerase II-specific; protein dimerization activity; RNA polymerase II transcription regulatory region sequence-specific DNA binding
Source: RefSeq, a predicted model, not a curated record
AUACGGCUGGUGAAUGGAUUCUUAUCUUAUGCUAUAAGGGAUUUGAGGAUCCUAUAUAAUAAUGGCAGAACAAGAACUCUCAAACCCUAAUUCGAUCUUCUUUUAGUUUAUUUAAUUUGUGAGCCCAAAUAAAUCAGAUCAAGAUUGCGCAACAUGAAUCCUUGGAACCCAUGUGAUGAUUUAUACUUUCAGAUUUCAUCAUCUUCUGCUGAUUAUGACUAUUCAUCCCUCCCUAUAAUCCAAACAUCACCAUCAGCCGCGGAAGAUCAUCAUCAUCAUCAGAUCCUGGUUCAUGGAUAUGAAUAUGAUCCUGCUAUGAUGGAUGCAAGUGCAAGUGUACCACCUUGUCCAAAUCAAAAGGGAAAGCAGCGAAAAGAGUUGACUCCUAAUAAUAAUGCUUUGGGAGCAGAAGAUGGUGAUGAGAACAAGAAGUGGAUGCAUAGGGAGAUAGAAAAACAAAGAAGGCAAGAAAUGUCAAGACUUUGCACCACCUUUAGAACUCUUCUACCUUUUGAAUAUAUUAAGGGAAAGCGGUCAACUUCUGAUCACAUGCAUGAGGGGGUGAAAUACAUCAAACACUUACAGAAUAGGGUGGAAAAGUUGCAAGCCAAAAGGGAUGAGUUAGUGAAGUCGAUUAAUUUGAGACCUAAUAAGAGUGGAAGUAGUUCUUCUUCUUCUUCUACACAGCAUGUUCAUCAUCAAACCUUUGUCAUUGUUGAACCCUUCUCUGGGGGAGUUCUGAUUAAGUGCAGUUAUAGCUUCAGGAACUAUGCAUUCCCUUUAUCAGGAAUCUUGGACAUUGUGCUUAGACAAGGCCUUAAUGUUGUUGAUUGUACUUCAAUCACCACUGAUGAUCACAGGUUCAUACACACUAUCCGAUCAGAGGAUCCACAAGUGAUGACCACUGAGACUGAUGACUACACCGAACUGCAAAGAAAGCUUAAGGAAGCUAUAUCAUCAUCAAGUAAUUAGUAUUCCGCUACGAGUAAUGUUAGGUAGACCAAAAAAACAGUUACAACUUACCUUAUUUAGCAUUAAUUAAUUGUCGCAACAAUUAAUAAAUACUAAAUAAAGUAAGUUAUGGCUAUUUUUGGCUGAUUUUCUUUGGUUACCAACCAUUUCCGUUUUCGCUACAUACAUACUAGGUAUCUUUUUGUGCUUCACAAAAUUAUCUUAUGUGGCCUGGCCAGUCUUUAAUCUUUUUCGGUUAAUCAUAAUUUAUUAGUAUAUGUGGUAUAGUGCAGUAACUCAUUAAUGUAUGUCAGAUAUAAUAAUAUUAGAAUGUAGUUUAUUAGAGUCUCAAUUCAAUGUAUCUACAUUGAUACUGCCUUCAUUAAUUCUGUUAUCAAGGAUGUGUUCCAAAUUAAAUGAGUCUAAAAAGAAUCAUUUUAU